This is a messenger RNA of Pristis pectinata (smalltooth sawfish), 1482 nucleotides long. RefSeq lists its product as uncharacterized. The transcript has 2 exons. Lineage: Eukaryota; Metazoa; Chordata; Chondrichthyes; Rhinopristiformes; Pristidae. The coding region runs from base 1 to 897 and encodes 298 amino acids. Gene Ontology annotation, biological process: positive regulation of double-strand break repair via nonhomologous end joining; negative regulation of double-strand break repair via homologous recombination; positive regulation of isotype switching. The record is from RefSeq and is a predicted model, not a curated record.
AUGCCGAGUUCCCGUCAGUUGUACUUUGGAUUAAAUCGCGAAAUCAGACGCGCCAACGUCCUUUGCCCGCUGAUAAGAAUGCAAAUCCGUCCUGUCCCACGGGGCGAUCAUCAACCCAAUUCUAUGUGGUUGGUACCCAGAGUCAUCAUUAAUAUGGAGUUAGUAGUACAUUAUAGACCUAAUCAAGACUGCUCAGAACUGUCAGAAAUAGCAGAAAGAUUGCUAGAAGACUUCCCUCAAAGAACACUACCAAGAUUCACACCAUGGUUUCCAAACAAUCUGCGAAGUUUACCAUUGAAGCCUCAGAAAAGUCCACCAAUUAUUUCAAAAGAAGAAGCAAAAAAAAUUGAGAAACAUUUGGUUGAGAGAGAAUUCAAAGCAGAAGCUCAAAAUUAUGAUUGUACCGAUAGUCUUCUGGAGUUUUCCACAAAUUUACAGAGGGAAAGUCCAGUAAUUCAGGUGGCUGCAGUGGAAUUUCUUUCAGAAAUUGGUUCGCGAUGUGGAAUUACAACUAAUGAAUGCAAAUCAGAAAGGUCCUGGAGUAUUGCAACACACAGCAGACAACGGAGAAACAAUACUUCUACAGUCAGUCAAAGAUUUCAGAUAAUCAAGGAAAAGUUCCAGCUGCACUCUUUUCAAAGGGCAAAAUGGGUCAUUGAUCAAUCCAAUUGUAGUUCUUGGAAACUGGAGGAAGUCUGGGCAAAACUGAGCAGUGUUAUUAAAUAUGGUGACCUUCCUGGUUGCAACGCUAAAAUACAUGCACAUCUUGGUCAAAUAUGGAUUUUCUGUGACCUUCUGUGCUGUGAAUAUGUUGGUAAUCUGAUUAAACAAGUAUUAAAUCUUACGGGUAAAAUUAGCUUACUUGUACGUGGACAUGGUAUUAUUUAUAAGUUGUAGCUAAAUGUUAUUUCAAAAGCAAACUGCUGUUUGAUGUUUAUGAAUUCCAUGAUACCGUCUAUGGACUUUAAAUCUAAAUUUGCAUGUAAUGCUGUAAAUUUGUAUGUAAUACUGUAAAUAUAAAUUUGCAUGUAAUGCUGAUUAAAUAAUCAGACUGUCUUUAAUUUUGGGGAUUUCCUUAUUUUUGGUCGCGGGUGUUGCUCUCUAUCCUCGGAGAAAAUAGCUGCUCAAAUUUCACUCCAGUGAUUAGGCACAAGUGCAGUAGUGAGGGAGGUUUAUUGUGAUUGGAGUGAUUUUUUUUUAAAUAAGACGUUAAACUAUUCAGUGAAUGCAAAAUAUUCUGCGACACUAUUGAAAGAUGAAUAAUGGAAUUCUGUCCAAUACUAUUACCAAUAUUUAAUCCUCAAACAACAUCAGCAAAACCAGAUAACUGGUGAUUAGCACAUUGCAAUUUGUGGAAUCUUGCUUUGUGCACAUUGGCCACUAUUUCUUGCAUCAAUUCAAUUGGCUAUUAAGUGGUUAAGGAUGUUCUGUCAUGAAAAGAGUUAUAUAAUUCUUUGUCCUGUUUGUAAAACAGGUCUUUUU